AUGGCUUCGCUCUCCCUCUCCCUUUCCCUUUCCCUCUCCCGCUCCCUACCGGCCAGUGCAACGUCUGCUGCUCUUGCCGCCGAGACGACACCGGCACAGGGCUCGCUCGAGUCCGCCGGUGCGGGCAUAACUGGAGGCUACACGGGCAACUCGGUUCCUCUCAAAAUCAUCAUUGCCUUCUUUCUAGGCCUCGCCCUCUACAAUGCCCUUGAGCUCAUCAUCCUCGCCUUUGUCACCUUCCAGCACUACCAUGGACUUUACUUCUGGUCGCUCGUCAUCAGCGCCUUUGGCAUCAUACCAUAUUCACUGGGCUUCAUCAUCAAGUUCUUCCGUCUGCUCGACCCAAACGCUAAUGUCGGAUAUGUGGCCAUUGUUUUUCUCACCAUCGGCUGGUAUACCAUGGUCACGGGUCAAUCCGUCGUCUUGUGGUCGCGCCUGCACCUCGUCACCAACUCGCGCCGCACCCUCCGCUGGACUCUGUACAUGAUCAUCUGCAAUGGCAUUCUACUGCACUCGAUCACCACGGUUCUGACCUUUGGCUCAAACUCGAAUACCCUCUCGCCCGCUACCUUGGCCCGCUUCGUCCGCGCCUACUCUAUCAUGGAAAAGACACAGAUGUUGGGCUUCUUUUUGCAGGAGACAAUCUUGUCCAUCAUCUACAUCAAAGAGACAAUCAGGCUGCUCAGGCUCUCCCAGUCCGUCCAAGGCGAUACGCGCAGCUUUGAUGACGGCGCCAACAUUGGCCAGCUCAGGCAGGCCAGUGUCCGGAAAACAAUGUACCAGCUUCUCGCCAUCAACGUCUUGAUCAUCAUCCUAGAUCUCGCUCUGCUAUCCAUGGAAUUUGCAAAUCAAUAUCUUAUCCAGACAACGCUCAAGGGUGUCGUAUACUCUGUCAAGUUAAAACUGGAAUUCGCUGUUCUCGGCAAACUGAUCCAGCUUGUGCGCGAUCGCACAGAAUCUGACCCUAGUCUCAAUGCCAAUCCCUUCUCCAGCCCUGCCGCAUACGCCAACCAUCGCAACAACAGCUCCAACUUCCAAAACGUGAAUUGUACCGGGACAUGCACCCUCGAGCGCCGCAACACCCUCACCCUAGAGAAGUCAAGUAGCACCAACACCAGUGCCAACCGCCCAGACACUGCGCGCCGCGCCAACGGGCCCACAAGCAGCCCGCUCAUGUACGACUUUGGCAACCAACAGUACCCUGAUUUUGUGGACCCGCGCCGUCUCAAUUCUAACCUGACGCAUCCUGAGCUGCAGGCAUCUAACAGAGCCGAUCAGGAUGGGUGGGAGACGCGUGAUGAGGCUACAGAGCGGCGCAGUAAGAGGCGCCGGGUCAAGAGGGCGAGUUGGAUUGAUUUGGAAAUGGACAAGUUCAACAUUGAAUGA
Molecule: messenger RNA, 1386 nt
Organism: Bipolaris zeicola 26-R-13
Lineage: Eukaryota; Fungi; Ascomycota; Dothideomycetes; Pleosporales; Pleosporaceae
Exons: 3
Coding region: 1-1386 (461 amino acids)
Source: RefSeq, a predicted model, not a curated record